Molecule: messenger RNA, 1836 nt
Organism: Cololabis saira (Pacific saury)
Lineage: Eukaryota; Metazoa; Chordata; Actinopteri; Beloniformes; Belonidae
Gene: ppil2
Product: peptidylprolyl isomerase (cyclophilin)-like 2
Exons: 20
Coding region: 96-1676 (526 amino acids)
Biological process (GO): protein peptidyl-prolyl isomerization; protein polyubiquitination; protein folding
Cellular component (GO): catalytic step 2 spliceosome
Molecular function (GO): peptidyl-prolyl cis-trans isomerase activity; ubiquitin-ubiquitin ligase activity
Source: RefSeq, a predicted model, not a curated record
CAAUAAAGAGUAAACAGGAAGUCGGUCCGCGCUAGCAGCAUUGGUGUUGUUUUGUUUUUACUGUUUUACUUUUGAAAGCGACUUAAAAGAUCAAAAUGGGGAAAAGACAGCAUCAAAAGGAUAAAAUGUACAUUACCUGUUCAGAAUACACAAACUUCUACGGAGGGAAGCGGUCAGAAAUCCCACAAUCCAACUUCCGACGGCUUCCCUUUGAUCACUGCAGUUUGUCCCUUCAGCCAUUCGAAUAUCCGGUCUGUACUGACGAGGGAGUCGUUUUUGACCUGCUGAGCAUUGUUCCAUGGAUCAAGAAGUUCGGAACAAAUCCGAUCUCUGGGGAGAAACUGGAAGCAAAGUCCCUCAUUAAACUCAACAUUGCCAAGAACAGCGAUGGAAAGUAUCACUGCCCCGUUCUCUACAACGUCUUCACAAAUAACUCUCACAUUGUUGCCAACAAGGUCACUGGAAAUGUGUUUUCUCAUGAGGCUGUUGAGCAACUUAACAUCAAGACCAAAAGUUUUAAAGAUCUGCUCACGGAUGAACCGUUCACCAGACAGGAUAUCAUAACGCUCCAGGACCCAACACAACUGGAUAAAUUCAACGUGUCUAACUUCUUCCAUGUGAAGAACAACGUGAAAGUUCUGGAUCCAGAUGAAGAAAAGGCCAAGCUGGACCCGGCGUACCACCUGAACAGUACCAACCUGGAAACCAGAGAGACCUUAGCUGAACUCUACAAGGACUACAAAGGGGAUCAGCUCCUGGCCUCCACCAUGAAGGAGCCCGCGGCCAAGAAGACGGACAAACUAAACGCGGCCCACUACUCGACCGGCAGAGUCUCCGCCUCCUUCACGUCCACCGCCAUGACUCCUUCCACAGUGCAUGAAGCAGACGCCAUCGCAGACGACACCGUCCGGUACCAGUAUGUGAAGAAGAAGGGCUACGUCCGUCUGCACACGAACAAGGGGGACCUGAAUGUAGAGCUGCACUGUGACAAGGUUCCCAAAGCUGGAGAGAAUUUCAUCCGUCUGUGUAAAAAAGGCUACUACGAUGGGACCAUCUUCCACAGGUCCAUCAGGAACUUCAUGAUUCAAGGAGGGGACCCCACCGGCACCGGCACAGGAGGCGAGUCCUUCUGGGGGAAACCUUUCAGGGAUGAGUUUCGGCCCAAUCUCUCUCACACGGGGCGGGGAGUUCUCAGCAUGGCCAACUCUGGUCCAAACACCAACAAGUCUCAGUUCUUCAUCACCUUCAGGUCGUGCAUUUACCUUGACAGGAAACACACCGUCUUUGGAAGAAUCGUUGGUGGAUUUGAGGCGCUCACAGCAAUGGAGAACGUGGAGAGUGACCCCAAAUCGGACAAACCCAAGUCGGAGAUCAAGCUCAUCAGUGCGACCGUGUUCGUGGACCCGUAUGAAGAGGCUGAUGCUCAGAUUGCAGCGGAGCGUGAAAAGGAGCAGCAGCAGCAGGAGGAGGAGAAGCAGCAGGCCAGCGUCACCCUGAAGAAAGCUAAAGAAGCCCAGGCCCCCAAGACCUUUAAACAAGGUGUGGGGAAGUACAUCAACCCCGCCAGCAUGAAACGUUCAUCCGCUGGAGAUGACAGCGGGCCGUCCACCAGCGCAGCGGCGGCGGCCAAGAAGCCCAAAGGCAAGACGAGCCUCGGAGACUUCAGCUCCUGGUAGCGCCGACGGGGUCCACACUUGUUUAACUCGAUAAAACCAGAAUAAUUCCUCUGAUUCAACCUGUUUUUUAUUUGCUUUUUUUUUGUCUGCAAUUGGCCAUCUUGUAAAACUAAAUUAAAGCUUCUUUUUUCCAUAAAUAAAUGUUUUAAUUCUCUUUAAU